Metschnikowia bicuspidata var. bicuspidata NRRL YB-4993 is the source of this 810-nucleotide messenger RNA. RefSeq lists its product as uncharacterized. The coding region runs from base 11 to 406 and encodes 131 amino acids. NCBI's taxonomy places the organism in Eukaryota, Fungi, Ascomycota, Pichiomycetes, Serinales, Metschnikowiaceae. Gene Ontology annotation, biological process: sterol biosynthetic process. The transcript has a single exon. Gene Ontology annotation, cellular component: endoplasmic reticulum. The record is from RefSeq and is a predicted model, not a curated record.
GGACCGGUACAUGCCCACGUGGUGCACCACGCGCAUGUUGUCGUCGAACCCCAACCCCAAGCGGCGGGCCAACUUGACCAGCGACCUCGUGCGGUCGCUGAUUGCGUUCCUUGGCAUUUCGUACGCCAUCCGCAACAUGCAGUGGAAGUCGUCGCUCCAGAUGGCGUUGACGUGGUCGCUCCUCAACCCGGGGUUGUGGUUGAUUUUGGACGGCACACUCAACGGGUUCAUGGGCUCGAUCGCGGUGGCCUUUGGCGGGUCGGCCGUGAUUUACGCCCAGAGCGGCAGCCAGUUCACGGGCGACUCCGAGAGCUUGUUUUCGAUUUUCCUCUUUAUCGCCAGUUUCUUUUUCUGCGGCGUGAUAAUCUUUGGCAAGUUGGGGCGCUUUUUGUUUGGCCCGCACUGAGCGGCCAUGUGGUGGGGCCAGUGGUGCGAGGUGGUUCUACGAGUGCUGCGAGGUAUCUACGAGUGCUGCGAGGUAUAUUUACGAAUGCUGCCAGAUGAGCCCAUACUUCGAGCUUGACUACUGCGGGCCAUGGGCCCAAUGUGCGAGGGCCCGGCAACUUGGUGGCACCCGAUGUUACGAAUAGGCAGAUAGCAGAUGUAUACGCAAUCACUCAUACCGCAAGAAGACUGAGCCAAAACCAACCGACCAACAACAAAUAAACCAACCGACCAACAACAAAUAAACCAACCAAACAACAAACACAAAAAACAACAUCACAACACCACAACAAACAGAAAAAACAACAAACAGAAAAAACAACAAACAGAAAAAACAACAAACAGAAAAAACAAAAAACAGAAAAA